GAGGAAGAGGAGGAGGAGGAGGAGGAGGAGGAGAGAGGUACACCCUGAACAAAUCUUGUGACAGCUCUGCUGUAGGAUGCAUUAAGUCCAAAAUAACUUAAAGGUACACAGCUACAAUAACAACAACAAAGAAAUAAGUAGGAAAGCAUUAAAAGCUGUACAUCUGGGAAAUAAAAGGGAAAAAUCAAGGUUGUGACAUAAAAAGAGGGGUUCGGAAAAAGAACCACAGAGGCUACAUAAAUAAUUGAGACAGAGAAUUCCUGUUCUGUUGAAAAGUUAUUUUGCGAACUUCUGACGUAGCACGUAAAUAAUAAAUUAUAAACAAUGGAAUAUCCCCUCCAACCCUAUCCCAGGGCCCAGAAAGCGGAGGAGCUAUAUAAGCAUUUAGAUUGUGAGAAAUGUUUAAGAUGGAGAAGUGGGGAAAAGCCGUUUAAAUUCGUGGAAUAUGGAGAGAGCUGCAGUCUGAGCGAGACACUGCAAUCCCAUCAAAGGACCCACACAAGAGAAAAGCCAUAUAAAUGCAUGGAAUGUGGAAAGAGCUUUAGUCAGAGUGAGACACUGCGUUCCCAUCAAAGGAUCCACACUGGGGAGAAGCCAUAUCAGUGCAUGGAAUGUGGAAAGAACUUUAGUCGGAGUGAUACACUACGUUCCCAUCAAAGGACCCACAAAGGGGAGAAGCCAUAUAAUUGCAUGGAAUGUGGAAAGAGCUUCAGUCAGAGUGGACAUCUGCAUUCCCAUCAAAGGACCCACACAGGGGAAAAGCUGUAUAAUUCUAUGGAAUGUGCAGAGAACUUCAGUCCAAGUGACACAUUGCAAUCCCAUGAAAGGUCCCAUACAGUGGAGAAGCCAUUUAAAUGCAUAGAAUGUGGAAAGAGCUUUAGUCGGAGUGACUGUCUGCAUUCCCAUCAAAGGACCCACACAGGGGAGAAGCCAUAUAACUGCAUGGAAUGUGGAAAGAGCUUCUCUCAGAGAGGACAUCUGAAUUCCCAUCAAAGGACUCACACCGGAGAGAAACCAUAUACCUGCAUGGAAUGUGGAAAGACCUUCAGUCACAGUUGCAGACUGCAUUCCCAUCAAAGGACCCACACAGGGGAGAAGCCGUAUAAAUGUAUCGAAUGUGGAAAGAGCUUUUCUCAGAAUGGACAUUUGCGUUACCAUCAAAGGAUCCACACGGGGGAGAAGCCAUAUAAAUGCAUGGAAUGUGGAGAGACCUUUAGUCAGAGUGCCAAUCUACGUUCCCAUCAAAGGACUCACACAGGGGAGAGGCCAUAUAAAUGCAUGGAAUGUGGAAAGAGCUUCAAUCAGAGUAGCAAACUGCGUUCCCAUCAAAGGACCCACACAGGGGAGAAGCCGUAUAAAUGUAUCGAAUGUGGAAAGAGCUUUUCUCAGAGUGGACAUUUGCGUUCCCAUCAAAGGAUCCACACGGGGGAGAAGCCAUAUAAAUGCAUGGAAUGUGGAAAGAGCUUCUCUCAGAGUGAACAUCUGCGUUCCCAUCAAAGGACCCACACAGGGGAGAAGCCGUAUAAAUGCAUGGAAUGUGGAAAGACCUUCUCUUUCAGUGGAAGUUUGCAUUCCCAUCAUAGGUCCCACACAGGAGAAAACCAUAUAGAGUGGCAUAUUGUGUUCCCCUCAAAGCACCCACACAAUGUUCCCCUUAAAGCACCCAUAUAAUUGCAUGGAAUUUGGAAAGAGCUUCAGGGAUGGAGGAGCAGGCAAUAGGCAUCAGUGAACUCAUACAGGGCUAGUGACUUUCCAAAUUGUCCCAAAUGAAGCUGUACAUUUUCUCAGAGAAGUGUCCUCUCCCUUCUCAGACAAAUAAAGAAGUGGAGGACAGAGGGAGGGAUAGAGCACCUCCCCACCCUUUGCAAUUAUAGAUAACAUUUCAUCACUACUUGUAGCAACAAGUCUAUACAUCUGUCUCUAAGCACACCAAGAAACUAGGAAAAUGUUCAUGGAUAAUAAAACAAAUAUACAAUAUUUCAUUGAGUAAUAGCACUGUAACACCUUUCCCCCUUUCUUUCAUCAAAAAGGGGGUGCGACUAUUUCACGAGGAAAAAAAAUCUGGAGGGAUUUUUUUUCCUUUACAAGUUUUUAUUUUAUUUUCACAGUUGUAUGACAUAGAGGAAAGGGGAAGGAAAGGGGAUGGGAGAUAGUGAAAAAAUAUGAUUUGUUGGUUCUGGAGUUUGGUUAAUAAAUUAAGUCUACACAGGAGUCUGUUGUAUCCCUUGGGGUGUGAAGUGGGAGGGAAUUGUUAUACAUAUUCUCUAACAUAUAAAGGAAUUCCAUCUACAAAACCUAUUUCAUAAAUAAGUGUAUUAUUGUCAUAUGGUGUUCACGUUAGUCCUCUGUCUUCUUGUAUUUUCCCAUCUUUUUCUCAUAUUUUCCUCUGAGCCUGUAUAAUAAGUGUUCCUUCUAAUUAUUUUAUUGGUUUACUUAUACAUUUCCCCCUUGUUUUAAUAAUAUCUAUUUACAUAUAUCUCAGAGCCAUUUUGUUUUGUUACUAUGUUAGUAUUUACUUAUUUAUAAUGUUUGAUGCAAAUUGAGAAUACAGUUGUAAUGUAUAAAAAACCGCAAGGUUAAAAAUUUGGCAUUAUGAUAAAUUUUCUUUGACCAGAAGCUGGCCACUUCAAGUGCCUCUGGUGUCGCUAUAAGAAGGUUCUCCAUUGUGCAUGUGGCAGGGCUCAGGCUGCAUUGUGGUAAGUGGUCUGUGGUUUGUUCUUCUCCACACUCGCAUUCGUGGACUCUACUUUAUAGCCCAAUUUCUUAAGAUUUGCUCUGCAUCUGGUGAUGCCAGAGCACAGUCUGUUCAGCGCCUUCCAAGUUGCCCAGUCUUCUGUGUGCCUAGGGGGGAGUUUCUCAUCUGGUCUCAGCCACUGAUUGAGGUUCCGGGUUUUAGCCUGCCACUUUUGGACUCUCAUUGGCUGAGGUGUUCCUGUGAGUAUCUCUGUAGAUCUUAGGAAGCUGUUUCUUGAUUUAAGUCAUUAGCAUGCUAGCUGAUAUCCGAACAGAGGAAGGGCCAGAGAUAUCAAUGCCUUGGUCCUUUCAUUGCUGGCUGCUACUUCCCAAUGGAUGUCAGAUGGUGCAAUAUUGGCUAAACAGUGUAAUUUCUCCAGUGAUGUGGAGCGUCGACAUCCUGCAAUAAUGUUGCAUGUCUCAUUAAGAGCCACGUCCACUAUUUUAAUGUGGUGAGAUGUAUUCCAAACUGGGCAUAUGUACUCAGCAGCAGGGUAGCAAAGUGCAAGGGGCAGAUGUCUUUACUGUAUCUGGUUGUGAUCCCCAGGUUGUGCCAGUUAGCUUUCAUAUGAUAUUAUUUCUAGCACCCACUUUUUGCUUGAUAGACAAGCAGUGCUACUUGUAAGUCGGAGCACGGUCCAGAGUGACUGCCACGUAUUUUGGUGUGCUGCAAUGCUCCAGUAAGACUCCUUUCCAAGUAAUCCUCAGAGCUUGAGAUGUUUGUCUGUUCUUAAGAUGAAAAGCACAUGUCUGCAUUUUAGAUGCAGCUGGUUUUCUCUGUAAUAAGCAGCAAGAGCACCUAAAGCUUUGGACAGCUUCUGUUCAUCCAAUUCAAAGUUCUCUGCUUGAGUGGUGAUGGCACAAUCAUCACAUUGUGUAAAUGUUAAAACAUAAAUGAAGCAAGCAUGCUCCCCUGAGACAGGCCAUUUUUCUGUUUUCACCAUCUGCUUCUCUGACUCUGGAACUCAACAAAAAAGUUCCUUGUUUUGUAGCAGAUUUCCCAUGAAACAGGCAAGAUGGUAAUCCUUUGUGAUAUUAUAUAUCAGGAGGAGGCGAUGAUUUACAGUAUCAUAAGCUGCUGACAGGUCACUUGUGAUGUGCCGCUUUUCCCUUUCCUGAAACCAGCUUGCUAUGGGAUCAUUUAUUUUUCCAUAAUUCUGUGCAGGAUAAGUCUCUCCAGAACUUUAUAGAAAUUGGUCUAUAGCUUGUAAUACAUGUGUAAAUACUUAUUCUGUUAAUAUAUAUAUAUAAAAAGGUAAAGGUUUCCCCUGACGUUAAGUCCAGUUGUGACUGACUCUGGGGGUUGGUGCUCAUCUCCAUUUCUAAGCCGAAGAGCCAGCGUUGUCUAUAGACACCUUCAAGGUCAUGUGGCCGGGAUGUCUGCAUGGAGCGCCGUUACCUUCCUGCCGGAGUGGUACCUAUUGAUCUACUCACAUUGGCAUGUUUUCAAACUGCUAGGUUGGCAGGAGCUGGGGCUAACAGCAGGCGCUCAUUCCGCUCCCGGGAUUUGAACCUGGGACCUUUUGGUCUGCAAGUUCAGCAGCUUAGCACUUUAACACACUGUGCCACCAGAGGCCUAUAUAUAUAUAUAUAUAUAUAUAUAUAUAUAUAUAUAUAUAUAUAUAUAAAUCUUCAUGCUUCUAUAAUAUCCACAUCACUGAAAUUAUAUACAUUUCUAUUACAUUACUCAAAAUAUUAAGCCAUCAAUUAUCUUCAAUCUUUUAGGCUAUAGAAUACAGAAUGUGUUCAUAUAUUAUUCAUAUUAUCUUUAGUUCACAAAUCCUGUUAUGAUCAUUAUUUUCUGAUUUUUUUUAUGAAGUCCAUAAACAUUUCCAUUCUUUUUUCAGUUUCUGUGAAUUAGUUUGCUGUAAAAUUAAAGUUAAUUUGUCCAUUUCAGCCAUUUCAAAACUUUUGUAAUCCAAUCAUUUGUCAUUGGUAUAGUUUGUUGCUUCCAUAAUUUUGCUUAUUGAAUCAGUACUGCUGUUGUCAUAUAGAGGAAGAUUCUUUCCUGGUGUUUUGGUAUUUGCAUAUUUAAUAAUCUUAAUAAAAAGGUUUCUGGUUUCAGUGUUAUUUUGGUUUUUAAUAUGAUUUCCAUUAGGCAUGUGUGAUCAAUGGGGAAAAAUGGUUCAGUAUUGGCUUGGAAAGUAGGGGGCACAGGCACUUAGUUUCUAAAGUCAUUUCUGAAUUUUGAAGGAAAAAAAUUAAAACUUUACAAAAAUUCGGAAUAUUCGUAAUUAAUUCGAGAAUGGCGGAUGUGCAUGCGCAGUGGUGAAAAACAGCACUGAGGGGGAAUUCAGAGGACUCUCCCACCCUCAUUUUUUGAGCUAUCCUGAUCAAUCUUGGUACAGUGGUAGAACACAUUUACCACUGCUAGCUCACUGAAUUCCAAAAUGUUUCCCUUAUCCUCUGAUUUUUGGCGAAUUUUCAUAGCUUUUAUAAUAAACCAUUUUUUUUAA
Molecule: messenger RNA, 5189 nt
Organism: Anolis carolinensis (green anole)
Lineage: Eukaryota; Metazoa; Chordata; Lepidosauria; Squamata; Anolidae
Product: zinc finger protein 664-like
Exons: 2
Coding region: 325-1671 (448 amino acids)
Biological process (GO): regulation of transcription by RNA polymerase II
Cellular component (GO): nucleus
Molecular function (GO): DNA-binding transcription factor activity, RNA polymerase II-specific; RNA polymerase II cis-regulatory region sequence-specific DNA binding
Source: RefSeq, a predicted model, not a curated record